Molecule: messenger RNA, 274 nt
Organism: Staurois parvus
Lineage: Eukaryota; Metazoa; Chordata; Amphibia; Anura; Ranidae
Source: the annotation of a GenBank genome assembly
CACGUGAUCAGCGGUGUCCAAUGACACGCUGAUCAGAGGGAAAUGCAAGUGCCGGUUCUCGGCUGCACUUUCCUCACGCUGUCAGAUCGUGAGGAAAGUACUGCCGAGAACCGGCAGUUGUCAGAGCGGGGAUCGGCACCGAUCACCAGGGCACUGAUAAUCAGUGCCCUGAUGAUCGGUGCCCAGCAGUGCCACCCGCAAUUGCCGGUUAUUGGCUGCACUUUCCUUACACUGUUGUAGCGUGAGGAAAGUACUGUGGAGAACCGGCAAUUGU